This is a messenger RNA of Oncorhynchus keta (chum salmon), 1286 nucleotides long. RefSeq names its product protein jagunal homolog 1-B. The transcript has 3 exons. The coding region runs from base 201 to 752 and encodes 183 amino acids. Gene Ontology annotation, cellular component: endoplasmic reticulum membrane. Gene Ontology annotation, biological process: granulocyte colony-stimulating factor signaling pathway; endoplasmic reticulum organization; vesicle-mediated transport. The record is from RefSeq and is a predicted model, not a curated record. NCBI's taxonomy places the organism in Eukaryota, Metazoa, Chordata, Actinopteri, Salmoniformes, Salmonidae.
UUGUCCCCCACUGCCAUCCGUUCAGUCAUCUGUCCAAUCACAGAUUGAAUAGUCAGCACUUCCGUAUUGCACAUGUCUACGGGGGAAAGGAGGAAUGUCCACCGAGUUUAGUCGCAAUAAGUUUGUUAAUUGAACGUGUAACGACUAUUGUUGUACUGAACAUACAGUUUUACUUUGAGUUUUUUGGACAGGCGGUAACCAUGGCUUCCCGAGCUGGACCUCGAGCUACUGGCACAGAUGGAAGUGACUUUCAGCACCGCGAGAGAGUGGCCUCACACUACCAGAUGAGUGUCGCCCUCAAGUCCGAGAUCCGUAAGCUGAACAUCGUCCAUGUUCUGAUCUGGCUCCUCUUAGCUGCCCAGGUGACAGUGAGCCAGCUGAACCUAGUGUCCCACAGUGUGGUGGCUGCUCCCUACCAGUGGGAGUACCCCUACCUGCUCAGUAUCAUCCCCUCCCUCUUCAGCUUCAUGGCCCUGCCCAAAAACAACAUCAGCUACCUGGUGAUCUCCAUGAUCAGUGCCGGCCUCUUCUGCAUAGCACCGCUCAUCUAUGGGGGCAUGGAGAUGUUCCCGGUGGCCCAGCAGCUGUACCGCCACGGCAAGGCCUACCGCUUCAUCUUCGGCUUCUCUGCCGUGUCCGUCAUGUACCUGGUGAUGGUGAUCGCGGUGCAGGUGCACGGCUGGCAGAUCUACUACAGCAAGAAGCUGCUGGACGCCUGGUUUACCUCCACACAAGACAAGAAGAAGAAAUGAGGACAGAGGAUUAAAUUAUUUAAACAACUGAUAAGGAAUGACUAUUGCUGCCUGCCACUGUCUGACACCACUUCUAGGCCCAUCUUCCAUCUAUAUUUGAAUUCUACAUCCCCAUCUCACCAUCCCUAAUUGAUAGUUGUAGGCCUAAUUGGAAUACUCAGCAGACUGUCCUGUCGUCUUCCUUGUAACCCUCUAACCUCCAUUAUCUCAUCUCCUGGAUCUGGUGCCUGUGGACAGAUUAAGACUGGAGUUGUCUGAGACUCCAGGGUUUAAUGUUGACCUGUUCUGCUGCCUUUAGAAAGCGUCCUAUUUAUGUCUCAGUCCUGAUCUAUGGAGCUGUGAGGGAUACAGUUGUGUCUUUGGCUAUGGCGGAUUAGGUGAUAUGGCAUGCUGUUCUAUAAAAUAAUUUCUCUGUAAUUAAUAUUACCUGAUUUAAUCAGGUAAAUAAUUACCUAAAAAGUCAGGGAACCACGAAAGAAUGUUUAUAGAGCUGUUAUCUUCCGAAUAAACUCUUAAAGACUUGGUCAUCUUUUA